Canis lupus familiaris (dog) is the source of this 4370-nucleotide messenger RNA. RefSeq names its product family with sequence similarity 78 member B (gene FAM78B). The coding region runs from base 45 to 830 and encodes 261 amino acids. The transcript is spliced from 3 exons. The record is from RefSeq and is a predicted model, not a curated record. Lineage: Eukaryota; Metazoa; Chordata; Mammalia; Carnivora; Canidae.
CCCGCGCUGCCCCACGCCGCGCCGCGCCGGCGCCGGGCGGCAGGAUGGGCUGUAUCCAAAGCAUCACCUGCAAGGCGCGGAUCCGGCGCGAGAACAUCGUGGUGUACGAUGUGUGCGCCACCAUCGACCAGUGCCCCACGCGCAUCGAGGAGACCUCGCCCAUCGUCCUGCGCUACAAGACCCCCUACUUCAAAGCCUCGGCCCGCGUGGUCAUGCCCCCCAUCCCCCGCCACGAGACCUGGGUGGUGGGCUGGAUCCAGGCGUGCAACCAGAUGGAGUUCUUCAACACCUACAGCGACCUGGGCAUGUCAAGCUGGGAACUACCUGACUUGAGGGAAGGGAGAGUAAAAGCCAUCAGUGACUCAGAUGGGGUGAGCUACCCUUGGUACGGGAACACCACAGAAACUGUGACUCUGGUUGGUCCCACCAACAAGAUCUCCAGGUUCUCCGUCAGCAUGAAUGACAACUUCUACCCAAGUGUGACGUGGGCAGUGCCAGUGAGUGACAGCAAUGUGCCACUGCUCACAAGGAUCAAGAGGGACCAAAGUUUCACUACCUGGCUGGUGGCCAUGAAUACCACCACAAAGGAGAAGAUCAUUCUACAGACCAUCAAGUGGAGGAUGAGGGUGGACAUUGAGGUGGACCCUCUUCAGCUCUUGGGGCAACGGGCCCGGCUGGUGGGCAGGACUCAGCAGGAGCAGCCCCGGAUCCUGAGCCGGAUGGAACCCAUCCCCCCCAAUGCACUAGUGAAACCCAAUGCCAACGAUGCCCAGGUCCUCAUGUGGAGGCCCAAGCGAGGACCACCUCUGGUUGUGAUCCCUCCUAAGUAGAAGCAGACUGGCCUGACUGUGUGUGGAGCACAUGACGCUAUGACACGCAGUGAGGUUGCCAGGGGUGGCAGGAGCCAAACUGAGUUUCUGAGCCAAAGCAGACCUCUUGGUUUGCCAGCCUUUGCAGCCACUUAUGAAGAGUAGGGCUGCUUCUUGGGUGGUAGAACCAUAAUCCUUAGGAAAAGUCCCUUCUUUUUAGGAAUAAAGAAAUCACUGAUAUGACAGACUUGCUGUGAUUACCAUGCAAGUAGCCAUAUUUUGGAGCUGACCAGGAUGAUUCUUUUAUCUGAACUAUUGACCAUUUCUUUCCUGUGAGAUGCAGGGGAUGGAAACAAAAUUAAACAGUGCCUGUGGCAAAUGCUGCUUCCCAACCAAUUAGAAGUGGGAGUGAAAACAUCUACACCAGGUGUUUGUCACCUAGUAGGACAAGGCACGUCCAGCAAGCAGAACCACAUGGCAGAGACUAAAGAGGAGGAAACGAGCCAUGGCUGGUGGCUCUAGAAGCUGAAGACCUGGACAGCUGAUUUCCCAUUAAAACGAGUGCCAUUAUACCUGUCUCCUCACAUCCUCCCAUCCUGUGAUGUGCACCCCCUCCUGCCCCACCAUGUGUCACGCAGCACCCCCCAUGGACUGGCUGGGCUGGCUGUUUGGCUCUCGGUGGGCUGCGCUGAAGUGGGAGCUAUGCCUGCUGUAGCUUUUUGUGUGGAAAGAUUGGGCCCAUCCAUCCAGAUCUCAAGUCCAUCCCCAACCCUCUAAGUGAAGCCGCCCAGGGAGAAGGAGCUGGUCAGCCUGGACUUGAGACACCUAAAAUUGCCCAGCCUUGGUUCCCAAACUCUGCCUUCCCUUCCCUACACUUGUGGGUGGGAAACAGAGGGAAUGCGUAUCUAUCCUUUACCUCCUUUCUCCACGUGGGUAGCCAGUGUUGAUAGUUUCUCGCGAUUUCUCUGAUCCUUGGAGCCAGGGCCAGAGCAGUCCCACUUCUCCAGCAUGACCAUACUAGGUGUCUUCAGGUGACCAAGGGCAAAGUGUAUGUCAGCAGGAUCAGUGGGGUGAGGGGAGAGCCACCCUAAGAGGGCAAAAAUGGUGUGUAAUGUUUUAUUUUGGUUUAUUGAUUGGCUUGCUCACCAGUUGAUUCAUUUAUGAAAUAUGUAUUUAUUAUACAGCAGAAAACCCACUCCCACCUUUGAGGCACCCAGCCCCAGAAUUUAUCUUCUUGGCCCCAAAGAGCACAGUGAGUUACUCCUCUCUGAAGCCACAGAAAACAGAGGGUGGAAAUUCCCUCUGUGCCCAAAUACUUCCACCCCAAUCAGAUUUUCAGCCAGAAAUGGGGUUAGAAACCACCAGCUACAGUGAGGGGAUAAAGCCACACAAAUCAGCAGAGGUUCAACUGCCCAAAUGGAAGCUUCCAGCAUCCGGCCCUCCCUUCCCCCUCCCAGCAGCACCCCCUCCACCUCCCCUCCUGCUCUGUGUGCUGGUGGGGCAGGGGCAGGGAGGGGGGCGCGGCGGGCAGUCAGCUACAGCCUGGCCACCGCAGAACCAGACUUCUCCUUCUGCUCUGGUACCGCCUUCUGAAGGCUACAUGCACAUUAGACACCCGAGGAGCUUAAAAACCAUCCAGACCCAGUACCUGCCCCCCUUAGCUCAUUACAGCAGAAUCCGGGGAUAGAGCCUGGGCACUGGUGUUUUUAAAAGUACCCUGGAUGAUCCUAAUGUGAGACUAGGGUUGAGAAGCACUUCUAGUGGUUUUUCCCUUCGUCCUGCCCACCCAUCCACCCACCCACAUCCUUUAUCCUCUCUACUUCCUGAGCUUUCUGCCAAGAAUGGGAGAAGCCACUGGGGAAUGAGAACUCUCUUCCCAUUUCUCCAGCUCCUCCUCCUCACUGAACCUUACCCAUCAGGUCAACCAACCUGAGCAGAUCCCUGGAGAGUUGGCAGGUCCCACCAUUUGCACCCUGAGGCUGAUGUCUGCACCCAGCCCAGGGGCUCUCAAAUGGUGUCCAGCUUUUCUAGCAACAGAAACCUACUCCUUGCCAGAUGCUCUCUGCAUCUGCCCUAGACUCCCCAACUCCAAAGGUUUAAAGGGCACUUGGUGACAUUUAUGUCUCCAAAUCCCAAUCCUGAUGGGAAGGCCCAGGCUGAGUCUUGAUAACCCAAGCCUUGGCUAUUUCUGCAGAGCCACCUGAAUUGAAUGGGGGUCGACUGGGAACAGAAGGAGUCUCAUUGCCCCAAGCCAGUUCUUUUCCCAACAAUUGCACAGCAUCCAAAUCCCAAAUGGCUGAGAAGAGACAUCUCCCCCUUUACACUUAUGAGAGCUCCAGAGCUGAGUGUGAGCAAACACGUGUGUGAAUGUGUGUAUGUGUGUGGUGUCCAUAUGCUGCAUACAAACCACCGAGAUCCAUAGAGAUGUACCAUGUUUAUAAUGGGGCCUGGUGAAUUCCAUAUUAGAUAUACACACAAGAAGGUUAUAAUAUACACAAACUGUCAAACACACAAGAGGUUUUUUUAGUAUUUGACUUCCCUCAUCUGAGUAAUUUCCUGGGGCAAGUGCUAGUUCACACACACCUCUGCUGCCAGCCUGUCCCCUCCCGCAUCCCAUGCCACCAAGCCUUCUUUCCCCAUUAGUUAGAAUGUCCCUACCCCAUGUCCCAUCUCUCAGGGUCCUACUCUCUGAUAGGUGACAGACGGUUCAGUCAGUGGGUGCUAAAGAGUUGAGUGUUACCCCUCCCAGGUGACAUUUAUGUUUUAAUUGGGGCUACAGAUAAUGCCUUAAUCCGAAGGAGUGGCUCUAAUGGUGGGUAUCUCAGGCACAGCCUUGGGCCAGUAAGGGAGAUUAUUUUUUAUCGGGGAGCUUCUUAGGGCCUCCCCAAACCAUACCUAUCUCUAAGAUCAAGCCUUCCUAAGUACAUGAGCACAAGCAAGCACACUUACCUACAUACACUUUCCAGGAUUUUGAGACACCUCCCUUAUAUUGGCCUAAACUUUACAAAUGAAAAAAAAAGAGAGAGAGAGAGAGAGAAGAAGAUGAAAAAGAAAAGGAAGGAACAGCUAAAUUAAUUUAAACCUCACUGGGAAAUGUAGCCUAUUUUUCACUGGCCGCCAGCCAUCUGGCCCACCCCACCCUGGUCCAUUUACCUUCUGCUCCUUCUCUUUUCUGCUACCACCCCAUCAGUUAAUUUACUCAAAAGCAUCCUCUCUGUACCCACCCCCACCUCUGACAAAUAUAUUUCCUUCCUUCACUGUUUCCCAUUUGGAAUUGCGCUGUUUUUCGGUGUUGUCUGGACAAAGAACAGGUUAAAAGCAUGAGCAUGUGUGUAUCGCUUGGAAGAAAGAGAAACCAGGUAUUCUGCUGCAGUUUGGAAAAAAAAAAAGCCACUGGAGGAAGAGACGAAAGCUGGCUCUGCAGAGUGCCUUAAAAAUGACUUUAAUUAGGAAAUUCUGAGUCGUCAGUCUUUGGAUGUUACAUAAACUCAAACAGAUGUUGCAUUUCACUUCUCUGGGAUUAAAAAAAGUUAAAUACAGUAUGUAUUCAACAACAACAAA